Messenger RNA from Athene cunicularia (burrowing owl), 825 nucleotides. RefSeq names its product zona pellucida binding protein (gene ZPBP). Gene Ontology annotation, cellular component: zona pellucida receptor complex; extracellular region; acrosomal vesicle. The record is from RefSeq and is a predicted model, not a curated record. Gene Ontology annotation, biological process: acrosome assembly; binding of sperm to zona pellucida. NCBI's taxonomy places the organism in Eukaryota, Metazoa, Chordata, Aves, Strigiformes, Strigidae.
AUGGCAAAUGCAGGGUCAAGAGACAAUAGCUUAAAAAUAGCGGAAUCUGUCUUAUUUCCAGCCAAAGUUUAUGUCAGGCUGAAUCACAGCGGUCCAUGUAUUUUAUGUCUGACAAAUCAUUUGUGAAACAUAGAACUGAUUGACACAGUAUUUCAGUGGAAUGGACCACGUGGUGGUAUUUCUUCAGAAAACAGCAGUGUGCAAAUAUCACCAACGGGAACUUUAACACUGAGACACUUCAAUUUGGGUGGAGUUUACACUUGUUCCAUUGUUUAUAAUCUAACAGCAAUGCAACCUGAUAAAAAAACUCAUAAUAAAAUAUAUUUAUGGUAAAUUAUCAGUCCAGCUUACUCUGAUCCUGAAAAUUACUAUGAGUUCACAGCUUGGUAUCACACAGCCUCGUGCAACAGUUCUCGUAACACUUCUUUUGAGAAGGCAUUGCUUCAGAUACUAAGCGAAUUUGUUGCUGAACUUUCUUGUGAGUUUGCAUUAAUUAAGUCAGAAUGCCAUAAUGUAAAAAUGCAGAGAGGAGGUCUACAGAAUGAAAUCUUUAUAUUUUCAGAGAGAUUUUUUCAAGCAAUAAGUGGAACUUAUUGCUUAAAACAGAAGGGAAGGGAAAGUUCUGAACCAUUGCCUCAAAUAUACUACAUUGAAGGCACUCUGCAAUGGUACAGGGUAUGCUCUCCCGGGUAUGGAAUGAAUGCUUGAGUCCACCCAGACUGUCCAGAGUGUUGUGUUGUAUGAAACCCAGGAACAUACAAUCCUAGCAAUGGAAUUCAGUCUUUGUGCAACUGUAGUUCAAUAUAUGGAGCAACAAAGUGCUAA